AUGGACGACACAAGUGAUCCAUCUUUGAUCGAGCAAUUUGUGAACAUUACAGGUGCUACUGAAAGUAGAGCACAAACAUUACUGAACGCUUGCAACGGUAAUUUAGAAAUGGCAAUUGGUAUGCAUUUAGAGGAAGCAGAAUCCUCCGGAAAUCAUACUCAAGGAGAGAGCACAAGUCAUCAGUGUGUUGGGUGAGUUGAGACGGUUGGACUAUGGAUUUUAUAAAUAUUACUGUACUUUAUGUGAAAUAUUUUAAAAAAUCCUUUUUAGCGAAAGGUUUUCAAAUUAAAUGUUUGUUUUCAUCUCUUAAAAGGCCAAUUUACAUUUUAAGAGAUAUGUAUUGAGGGUGGUAAAGGGGAUUUUGCAUAUAUAAAAUUGAACUUUUAACGUGAAAUUUUAAAAGUAUUUAAUGCCUUUUUAAUCCGUUAGCCUGUUUUUACGUUUUCGAAAAUAAUUUAACCACUGAACUCAACCUUGAAAGACAUUUUUAAAACCACAACAAUCUGUGCCAGUGUAGGUGGUACAAAAAACACCAGAACAUAACAUUGAGAUGGAUAGGGUUAUAACACCUCGUGUGGACAUUACACACAAACUCUGUGCACACGACACUCGAAACUGCUAGACGCUUCAUGUGUAUGUACAACCUGCAGUCAGACUACAUUCAUGCUUGUGUCAGGUCAAACUACACAAAGUUUGUGUGUAGUCAGCAGGCCUCGAAUUUCCCUGAAAUCAAUCGACGGCAAUUGCCGUGGAACGUAACAGCUGUCUACGGCAACUUUGGCAGUUUCCACUGCAUUUUGAGACUAAAAUAGUGAUUUACGCAUGAUUUGAUCAACAUCAGUGGCGUGCUGGCAGGGGGGCCAGGGGGCCAUGGCCCCCCCAGCUGGCAAUUCUUGCAGGGCGCAAAAAUGAAAAGGGGGUGCCGAUCCCGUGCCGAAUUUUGAAAGUGGGUGGGAAAAAACGAAUUCAAAAAAAUAUAGUUACUUUCGCCGAGAAAAGAUGUGUUUAUAGGCUUAUAAACAGACUAAGCGCAUAUGCGACAAAGUGAUAUACAGUGUAUUAAAUUAUACAGACUAUUUGGUCUAACCGUAUUUUGCUAAUUUGCUACCACGGCUCACACGAAAUCGUUCAUAUAGAAACAUGAACUGUGAUCACACGCAAUGUCUCAUCACCGGAAUAUUGGUCAGGUUUCGAAACGAUCACGGGAAUCAUGCCCUUUUUUGCUGGUAUUAUGCCCUUUUUUGCUGGUAUUAUGCCCUUUUUUGCUGGUAUUAUGCCCUUUAUUAUGCUUCACGAAUCACGAGAGCGGUGCAAAUUAGAUAGUUUAACUUUAAGUUAUGAUAAUGUAAAGUUGUGUACGCAAUUUAGUUGUUUGCGCUAGAAACAUCAUGAGUAAUGAAAUAAUGCUGAAACGCGCCCUUUUGGCAGCCAGGCAGGGAAACCUUAAAAUGCAUAUGCGUGGGGUCCGUGUGUUAUUGUAUAAAAGAGCUGUAUGUUGUAAAUGUACUCAAGAUCACUAGAUCAGUAGAGAAUAGAAUUGGGAUUAGAUUAAUCGCUGGAAGUUGUUAGCAUUGCAUAAUAUAAGUACUACUACCACUAAAUUCAAACCAAAUUGCAAAUUUCGACACGUUAUAAUGCCGUUUCCUGACCAUCAGAUUUCUGUCAAAUCUUCCCCCAAAGUCCAGGAAAUGGCAUUUCAGGGACUCUAAAUUCAAAAAUUUCCUGGGGGGCUGCAUGCCCCCGGACCCCCCUAUAGACAAAUCUCGCACCUGAGGCGCUCGGCUCGUGCCUUCGGCCCUCGUUUAUCAAGCGAAACAUUAUAGGGGCGCAUAUUUGUUGACAGCCCACUGGCCCCCCCAGAAAAGUACUACCCAGCAGUACGCCACUGAUCAACAUCUGAAUUCAAGUAUCAAAGAUAAAAAUUGCACUAUACGGCAAAAAAUUGCUGUUGUUGCUGCAAUGUAACAUGUUGAAUGUUGUUGCGGCAUUUUGUUCUCCCUCUACGGCAAUUGCCGCGAUAAAAUUCGAGCCCUGGUAGUCAGUAUACAUACACAAAAUAUUUGCAUGUAGGUGUAAAUUAUGAUAUAUCUCGGUUUUGACAAUACAAAGGUUUAUUUAAAAAUAGUGGAGGCGAAACCAAGAUUCAUAAUUAAUUGUGUAAACGUUCUCUGGUUAAAAAUAUUUGUUAUAAACUUUCGACUGCCAGUCUGCAGUCUUCAUUAAUCUACCCAUCGAAGACUGCAGGCAGUCAAAAACUGCUUAUUUUAGCCACAAAAUUGUCUAAAUCUGAAAAAUAAAAUUGGUGACCUAUCUUUUCCACCUCAUAUAUCAAUAGAGCAUGAUAUUCUGCAAAUAUUGAGAAAAUGUAAUACAAUUCUUUACAGUGCAAUUUUUUUAAAAGAGAAAAUUUUAUUACAAGAUUUCCACUGUAAAGAUUUUUUAAAAUUUGAAAUAUAUAAUGUUUGUGAUGUUACUCUGAGUGUGCGUCCACACUGGGCAAGCAGAAAAGUUUGCCUGGUCACCACGGUGGGAAACAAACCCGCGACCUUUGGGAUACUAGUCCAAUGCUCUGUGUCGGCAUCUGGCAUUGAACUAUGAGGUCAGGUCGGUUCUUCCCACCGUGGUCAAGCAAACUUUUCAGCUUGCCCGGUGUGGAUGCACACUCAGAGUAACAUCACGAACAUCAUAUUCACCUGAGUACAUAACAUCAUUCAUCAACACACACAGAAAAUUGAAAUAUAUAAUAUUUACUAAAAUUAAAAUUUGUGGUCAAAAAUUUGAAGAUAGGCUACUGAUGAAAAUAAUGGGUCGCUCCAGAAAAAAUCCACACUCCCCCCACAGAGCAAUUUCUGCCGUCCGAAGGGGAGGGGAGAAAAAAAUGUUUCUAAUAAAAGCAUAUGUAUUAGGACAUCCGAAGGGGGUAGGGGGGUUAACGUCCAAUUUCCUCCGUGGGGGAGGUAUGGAUGUUUUCUGGAAUGACCCAAUGAGUAAAAUGCAAUUCAAGUUGAAAAAACCCAUUGUGUAGCUCACAUAAUUCUCCAAGUAUGUCAAAGUGUCGCUGAUUAGUGAAAGAUUGUACACAUGCAGGCGCAGAACGAGCUUUCAUCCAGAAAUCGAGUGGCAAUAAGAGUGACUUGUACAAGUGACUUGUACAGUAGAGUAUUGACUAUGCGAAGCAUUGCUUUGUGACUAGUUUUUUGGUCUAUUUGUAUCAUAUCAUACAGGCAUGCAAAAUUGCUAUGUAUGGACUCGCAUAUUGAUUUGGCACUCAAAACGAAGGAUUCCUCGAUGCUUUUUUACAUUAUAAACCUUUCAUAAAUAGCAUUUUUUCUAAAAAAAGCCUGGCCUAUUUUUGUUUUGUUUUGAUCGUGUAGUUGCGUGGGAUAGUCCCAUAGAAUAAUAAUAUAUAUCUAUGGAUAGUCCAUGUACUAGUCCUGUGAAUAUCCUGUAUACUACUGUAGGGAGCCUCCUUAAGAACAUGCAGUUGAUAAGAAAUAAUAGGAAAGUUAACUAGGACUAAGUUAGUAAGUAAAUUUCAGCAUUGAGGGAUCUGCAUUGACUACACACAAACAAACAUUGACUACACGCACUACAAGCAAAUGCUGUACUACAUGCAAAUGCUGUACUACAUGCAAACCCAACUACAUGCAAGUGACUUGUACAGUAGAGUAUUGACUAUGUGAAGCAUUUAGUCUAUUGCUUCAUGUAGUUAUGAAUUUACUACACAAAGAUAUGUUCAAACGAUUUUGCGUGUAGACUACACACAACUUAGUCCACGAAGGAUGAUGUUACAAUACUUAGGGGCGGCACUGUACAGUUACUACAGUAGUUAAAUCCCUAUCCAUCUCAAUUUCUGGUAUUUUUAAAACCAACCGAUACGUAUAUCUACAGUAGUAAAAAUCAAGAAUAUACUUAUAUGCAUGCAUGCUGUAAAAUUGUUAAAUCAAAGCAUUGCUCUUCUUCACAUUCUCACUUCUUAGUACUCAUCCAAUACUCUUUGUUCUACUGUCCUCAAAUAAAUUAUCGUCCAAGACAAAGGAUUAAGGGCUUUCACGGCUCACAGCUACAUAGGCAUGUGAAUAAUUUUUCACAACACAAAAAAUCUGUCAUUUCACAAGAACAAAUUUUUGCAUACAACCCUCUGUAUAUGAUAUACCGGCACCUACCUUAGUUUUAACAUUAUAUGCUGCACCUUGCAUCUGUGGAUGAACAGCUGCAGAAUGAUGAGUCCAUCCUCACAUGAAACGUACGUCAUUGCUUGUGAUAAGGCCAAUGGCAGUAAGGUACUGUAUCAACUUGCUGUAUACCUGACAAAAAUAUUUUUUGUGUGGACAUUUUUCAUUAUUCAUUAUUGUCUUUGAAUGUUAACAGUCUAACUUCGUCAUGAUUAAUUAUUAUCCUCAUCUUUGAUUUUGGUAGCUUAUGAAGCAAUAUAUCUUUAUUAAACUAUGACUAUGUUUGAAUAUAAGUUUGACAAAUAUGAAUUGCAGUUGUUCAAAUUUCUGCCUAUAUUGUCAUAUUGUUUGAGGAUGGAUUUUCAAAGCCUGUUAAUGUAUUUUAAAAAUGCUUAAUACAAUCUUAUUUCUAUUAAAAAAAUAGUGAAGAUGAUGUAAGAGCUCCCAUUCCACAGACAAGAGGUGUUUUAGUGGAAGGUCCAUAUAGUAGAGGUAAAUACUUUGAACCUAGCUUGAAUAUAUUAUAUAAUGAUUUG
Paramuricea clavata is the source of this 4711-nucleotide messenger RNA. The record is from the annotation of a GenBank genome assembly. NCBI's taxonomy places the organism in Eukaryota, Metazoa, Cnidaria, Anthozoa, Malacalcyonacea, Plexauridae.